UACUUCCGGUGGGGUCACCGACUAGCUUUUUAUGAGCGAAUUUUUUCCCGUGUUUGUCCGUGGAGGUUAUACUAUCAUGUGAGCCUGUUCUCAUCUUAACUACAUUUCUUUUGUAAAUAAUCGUGUUUAACGGCUGCUCCGAACCGCCGCUCGCAAAAAACGACUUUACGACGCGGUUAGACAAGAGAGGGAAAAAGAGGAAGCAGUAGCCAACCAUCUUUCUUCUUCUGCCAGCAAUAACAAGAAAGAGACAAGGCUAGGUUCAAGUGGAGCUGUGUAGUUUGCAAUUUAUUGUGUGCUUUAUAGUACGUUAAGGACUUGGGUAAAACCUCUCCGUGCUCCGGCAGAUUACAGCUCUCGGACACUGAGCUCUUCCCCCGGCGAGCCUGGAAGUUUCGGAUCAGAAGACUGGCUGUUAAGAAUUAGUAUUCCCGUUUUUUCAUGUUUCCAACAGGUUUAUCUUCCCCUAAUCCCCCACCACCGCCAACCCAGGAGGCUAGACCCGCGGCUACUGAUGUCAAAAACGACAGCGGUAACAUCACAUCCCCCAAGAAGAGGAAAAUAAACGGUUCCGAGAGGGAAGACACCAGUGACACGAUCUCCUCUUCGCCUCCCAAGACCCUGAAUUCCUCCUCUUCCUCCUCCUCCUCCUGCUCUCCCACUCCGCUGCACAUCCAGAAGAAGUUGAGGUUCGAGGAUUCAGUGGAUUUCAUUGGACUGGAUGUGAAAAUGGCUGAGGAGGCUGCUGCUGCCGCCGCUUCGUGCUCCAAUAACAAAAGCAAAGCCAUGUUCCUGGCCGGCGGCGUGGGGCACCAUGCAAACGGACUGACCAAAACCGCAGGAUCCGGCACCUUCUCCAACAGCAAACCCGGAGCAGCCAAGAAACUAGUCAUCAAGAACUUCAGAGAAAAGCCUAAGUUGCCUGAGAACUACACACAGGAGACCUGGCAGAAGCUGAAGGAGGCAGUGGAGGCCAUACAGAACAGCACUUCAAUCAAGUACAAUCUAGAGGAGCUCUACCAGGCUGUCGAAAACCUCUGCUCCCAUAAGAUAUCUGCCAAGCUUUACAAACAGCUGAGGGCUGUGUGUGAAGACCACAUCAAGGCACAAAUUGAUCAAUUCAGAGAGGAUGCCCUGGACAGUGUGCUUUUCCUGAAGAAAAUUGACAAGUGCUGGCAAGAUCACUGCAGACAAAUGAUUAUGAUUAGGAGUAUAUUUUUGUUUUUGGAUCGCACCUAUGUUUUACAAAAUUCAAUGCUGCCAUCAAUCUGGGACAUGGGUCUGGAGCUGUUUAGGUUCUACAUCAUCAGUGAUCUGAAGGUCCAGAGUAAAACCAUCGACGGGAUUCUGCUGCUCAUUGAGAGGGAGCGAAACGGAGAGGCGAUAGACCGCAGUCUGCUGAGGAGCCUGCUGAGCAUGCUCUCUGACCUGCAGAUUUAUCAAGACUCCUUUGAGCAGCGCUUUUUGGAGGAAACUAAUCGACUGUAUGCUGCAGAGGGACAGAGGCUGAUGCAGGAGAGAGAGGUACCAGAAUAUCUGCAUCAUGUCAACAAACGCUUAGAAGAGGAGGCCGACAGAGUAAUCACAUAUCUUGACCAGAGCACACAAAAACCCCUCAUUGCCACGGUGGAGAAGCAGCUGCUGGGUGAACAUCUCACUGCAACUCUGCAAAAAGGGCUGACUCACCUGCUGGAUGAGAACAGAAUUCAGGAUCUGUCUCUCCUCUAUCAGCUCUUCAGUCGAGUGCGAGGGGGUGUUCAGGUGCUCUUGCAGCACUGGAUAGAGUACAUAAAGGCUUUUGGAAGCACAAUUGUAAUCAAUCCAGAAAAAGACAAAACAAUGGUGCAAGAGUUGCUGGACUUCAAAGAUAAGGUGGAUCACAUCAUCGACGUGUGCUUCAUGAAGAAUGAGAAAUUUGUUAAUGCAAUGAAGGAGGCUUUCGAAACGUUCAUCAACAAACGGCCAAACAAACCCGCAGAGCUCAUAGCAAAACAUGUGGAUUCAAAGCUCAGGGCAGGCAACAAAGAGGCGACAGAUGAAGAACUGGAGAAGAUGUUGGAUAAGAUCAUGAUCAUCUUUAGAUUCAUCUAUGGAAAAGAUGUUUUUGAGGCAUUUUACAAAAAGGAUCUGGCCAAGAGGUUGCUGGUUGGAAAAAGCGCCUCAGUGGAUGCCGAAAAAUCAAUGUUGUCAAAGCUGAAGCACGAAUGUGGAGCAGCGUUCACCAGCAAACUAGAGGGGAUGUUCAAGGACAUGGAGCUUUCUAAAGACAUCAUGGUGCAGUUCAAACAGUAUAUGCAGUGCCAAAACAUUCCCGGCAACAUCGAGCUGACGGUGAACAUCCUCACUAUGGGCUACUGGCCCACCUAUGUCCCAAUGGAAGUACACCUGCCUCCUGAGAUGGUGCGACUGCAAGAGAUAUUCAAGACCUUCUACCUGGGCAAACACAGUGGCAGGAAGCUGCAGUGGCAAUCAACACUAGGGCAUUGUGUUUUAAAAGCUGAAUUUAAAGAGGGUAAGAAAGAGCUACAGGUGUCGCUUUUCCAAACACUUGUACUGCUGAUGUUUAAUGAAGGAGAGGAGUUUACCCUGGAGGAGAUCAAACUGGCGACAGGAAUAGAGGACAGUGAACUGAGGCGGACGCUGCAGUCACUGGCGUGUGGAAAAGCACGUGUCCUCACCAAAACCCCAAAAAGCAAAGAUGUGGAGGAUGGAGACAAGUUUUCCUGCAAUGACGACUUCAAACACAAACUCUUCAGGAUCAAAAUAAACCAGAUCCAGAUGAAAGAAACGGUGGAGGAGCAAGCCAGCACCACCGAGCGGGUCUUUCAGGAUCGUCAGUACCAGAUCGAUGCUGCGAUUGUGCGGAUCAUGAAGAUGAGGAAGACUCUGAGCCAUAAUCUCUUGAUGUCUGAGGUGUACAACCAGCUCAAGUUCCCUGUCAAGCCUGCUGACUUGAAGAAGAGGAUAGAGUCUCUUAUUGACAGGGACUAUAUGGAGCGUGACAAGGAGAACUCCAACCAGUACAACUAUGUGGCCUAGAGAACAGAAAAGAGACGCAGAUGGUCCGGUUAGGAUGAAAGCUGUUCUGAGUGAUCGGUCUAUAAAUCUUUUGCUCCAGUGGAUGUUAACCAUUAUCAUCUUCAACCCAGCGACCGACAAGUGAAUGGCUACUGCUCCACAGGGUUUUUGUCAGGGGUCUUGUGAUCCUGUGGACUGCAUGCCCAUUGAAAAGAGAAUAUUGUCCAUAUUUCUCAGUGCCUCUGAGAGAGCUGGGACAAAGAAGACACACAGAUAACGUUCAGUUUGCUCUUUUUUUUAAUGGAGAGGAAAAAUAUUUAUUUUCAAACUUAGAUUCUUCUUUGUCCAUAGUUUGAAUCAAUAUGCUCUUUGUUAUCGAGUCACUUUUUUUUCUCUCUUUGUUCAUUCAGUAUCCCAAGCAAAUGCUGACACACCUAACAAAGCUCUAAAUGUACCACAUGUUGGAGAGAAAAAGGAUCAAAAAAUUAAAUGGAUGCUUGUUUCUUCAGUCAGUGUCAAAUGUGGGACUAUGGUAAUAACAUAUAUAGUAAGGGGCUGGCAAUUUGGGAAUAUCUGUGUCAAAUGUGACCCUUCAGCAAAGUUAUACAGUUUUUUUAAGGCCAUGUAGCCACAUGAUAAAGCUGUGACCAUGAACACGCAAAAUGUUCAAAACAGAGGUUGUGCCAAAAAAAAAGGAGCACUUGUUUUGUAACGGGGCAUAUUCAAGCUGCUAAGACAGUUGUACAAGUAUAUGAAUUUAAGUUUCUCAUUUUUUCUUUGUACGUUUUUGUACAUACAUCACUAAAGUGAGAUGUUAAAUGAUCCCACCUGACAGUCAACUGCUUCUUAGGUUUUUGUUAACCCUUAGAAGGUAUGCUAAAAAGCACAAUGCAUUGAAAGUCCAUUUCUGGUGUCAUUAUGCACACACACUUAAUUUUUUUGUUUAAGUCUCACUGUUGGGUUUGAAGGCCUUGCUGAAAAGUGGAGGGAAUAUGCCUCAAAUAUUGAGGAAACAUGAUUGAUUAGACAUGCCCUUGUUUGUACGAGUCUGUUAGAUUUACUGCUUCAAAUUAAAACAACUGUUUCAA
Molecule: messenger RNA, 4106 nt
Organism: Acanthochromis polyacanthus (spiny chromis)
Lineage: Eukaryota; Metazoa; Chordata; Actinopteri; Pomacentridae
Gene: cul4b
Product: cullin 4B
Exons: 20
Coding region: 442-3039 (865 amino acids)
Biological process (GO): protein ubiquitination; DNA damage response; ubiquitin-dependent protein catabolic process
Cellular component (GO): Cul4B-RING E3 ubiquitin ligase complex
Molecular function (GO): ubiquitin protein ligase binding
Source: RefSeq, a predicted model, not a curated record